AUACUGAAUAAUCUCAAUACUAUUCAGUCAGUUACUGGUGUGAUAAGCUAUCAUGUUGGUUGCCUUAAUUUGAUAGUUUUUUUAGUCUUGCUUCGUUCUUUGUGUGGUGAGGUUGUGUCCAUAUAUUUAAACUUCACCAAGAUGCCGCUGCAGCUGACGAAGCCCGCGCCCCAGUGGAAGACCACCGCCGUCGUGAACGGAGAGUUCAAGGACAUCUCGCUCUCCGACUACAAGGGGAAGUACGUCGUGCUGUUCUUCUACCCGUUGGACUUCACGUUCGUGUGCCCCACGGAGAUCAUCGCGUUCUCGGAGGCCGCCGACGACUUCCGCAAGAUCGGCUGCGAGGUGAUCGCCGCGUCCACCGACUCACACUUCACGCACCUCGCCUGGGUCAACACUCCCAGGAAGCAGGGUGGUCUGGGCCCCAUGAACAUCCCCAUCAUCGCUGACAAGUCGCACCGCAUCGCCCGCGACUACGGGGUUCUAGACGAGGAGUCCGGCGUGCCCUUCCGCGGCCUGUUCAUCAUCGACGGCAAGCAGAACCUGCGCCAAAUCACUGUUAAUGACCUGCCUGUGGGACGCUCAGUGGAAGAGACCCUGCGUCUAGUCCAGGCCUUCAAGUUCACCGACGAACACGGCGAAGUGUGCCCCGCCAACUGGCGCCCCGGCUCCAAGACCAUCAAGCCCGACUCCAAGGCCGCCCAAGAGUACUUCGUCGACGCCAACUAGUUAUGAAACUCUCCAACAUCACAGUACUGUAGGCCGUGUUACACCUUCUUGAUUUUGUCGGGUUGUGCCGUUGUGUUUUGUUUAUGGGAGGGCAAAGCCGAUUGGAGGGAAGGUGUAAUAAGGUUUGUGCCGACUGCUUUGUAGUUAUUCGUGAUUCGUGAAGCCAUGCGAAAUUGUAAGUUCACAUAACUUAGUGAUAAAGUUCAUGGAAUUGUUUGGUUUAUUAUGAUGAAUCACGGGUUAGUAGAAAGCAGUUUCUUAAUUUUAUUGGAGGUGUGCAGUUGGAUUCGAUGUCCGAUUGCAUGCUUCAGUAUUUAUCCAGUUUUAAUUCUGUCGUAGAACCAAGUUCUAUUGAGAAGCAAAGAUCGCGUCAUGAGAUUGAAUGUAACGUUUUUAAUCACAAAAAUGCAUUUGCCAUUAUUGGUUGGUGUUUGUAAGCGCGGUCUGAGCACGUUUUAUAACUUGUAAUAAUAAUAAUAAGGGUCGGAGUUGUCACAGCAUAGGUUUUGAACCGUAGUGUGAAUCUCACAGGGUGCAUUUUGGAAUAGCAACAGCUGCAAUGUCAAAGAUUGUUUGUACAGCUAACGUUGACCGUUGAUCAGUAACUUAUAUCGUUGACACAUAAUCAGUAUUUUACAGAGAUCCUAUCAAUUUUAUUGUAAUACUUAUUCCAUUUAUCGAGGCUGUAAUAAAAGCUGUGCUGUAA
Molecule: messenger RNA, 1435 nt
Organism: Plutella xylostella (diamondback moth)
Lineage: Eukaryota; Metazoa; Arthropoda; Insecta; Lepidoptera; Plutellidae
Gene: Jafrac1
Product: thiol peroxiredoxin
Biological process (GO): leukocyte activation; hydrogen peroxide catabolic process; cell redox homeostasis
Cellular component (GO): cytosol
Molecular function (GO): thioredoxin peroxidase activity
Source: RefSeq, a predicted model, not a curated record